Molecule: messenger RNA, 349 nt
Organism: Nicotiana tabacum (common tobacco)
Lineage: Eukaryota; Viridiplantae; Streptophyta; Magnoliopsida; Solanales; Solanaceae
Source: RefSeq, a predicted model, not a curated record
UGGCACUUAUGAGGAGUGUACUUCAAGAGUCCAAAAUAAGCUCCCUCAAAAGCUUAAGGAUCCUGUCAGCUUCACGAUUCCUGUGCGCAUUGGUUAUAUUGAUGUGGGUCAUGCUCUUUGCGAUUUGGGGGCGAGCAUAAAUCUGAUGCCCCUAUCUUUGUUCAAGCAAUUGGUCCUGGGAGCUCUAAGGCCCACUACUGUGAUGUUGCAGCUGGCUGAUAGAUCGAUAGCACAACUUGAAGGGGUGAUUGAAGAUGUGUUGAUGCAGAUUGGGAAAUUCAUCUUCCCUGCUGAUUUCAUUAUCCUCGAUUAUGAGGUUGAUGAACUGGUUCCAAUCAUAUUAGGGUGA